AGCAAACAUGUCUGUAACCGUGUUUGAAAAAUUGGUGUGUGAAAAUCUAUACCUUUUGGAAUUCAAUAAAUAAGAAUUGUUCAACUUAAGAUGAAGUGAUAAUUUUUUUUAAAAAUAAAUUUUAUGAGUAAAAAAGUUCAAAAAAAGGGGAAAAAAAAAAAAAAAGGUGUGCUGAAAAUAAAUAAUCAAUAAAACGAGGCCACGAAAAUGGGGUGAAAGAUUCGUGGCUAGUUGAAGAAGAACUACCUUUUGGGCUCCAAGGCAGCCCUGGAGUUGGGACCUUGAUACUUUCCUUCUGUGUUAGCCUUUUUUACUUUCUGGGUUCUUCCAUGGCCGUUUCUUUUUCACGUCCUCACAUUCCUCUUUUCCAAACCCGCCGCCAAAUCUCUUCCAUUUCAAACAACUUUCAUCGCCGCCACUGUUUUCCAAGACCACCCGUUUCUCCACCGUUGAAAUCUUGGCGAGGCGGCAAGGAUAGGAGUGGAAUUUCGGCAAAGUGCAGUCUUUCCGGUGAAUUUGAUCGUGUUAGCGACGACGAACAGAGCUUUAACUCUGUGGAAGAUGAUCAGUUUGUGCGGUGGUUCCGUGAGGCCUGGCCUUACUUGUGGGCUCACGGAGGUGGUACCUUUGUUGUCAUUAUCUCUGGUGAAAUUGUUGCUAGCCCUCACUUGGACCCUAUUUUAAAGGAUAUUGCUUUCCUUCAUCAUCUGGGUAUAAGGUUUAUUCUUGUUCCGGGGACCCACGUGCAAAUUGACAAACUUCUUGAAGAGAGAGGAAGCGAGCCUAAGCAUGUCGGGCAAUACAGAAUUACUGAUACUCAGUCUCUAGCAGCAGCAAUGGAAGCAGCUGGGGGUAUCCAUGUCAUGCUAGAGGCAAAGCUUUCUCCAGGACCCUCCAUGUGUAAUAUUCGUCGACAUGGUGAUAGUAGUCGUUUGCAUGAUGUCGGUGUUAGUGUAGCUAGUGGUAACUUUCUCGCAGCAAAGAGAAGGGGAGUUGUUGGAGGUGUCGAUUAUGGGGCAACAGGUGAAGUUAAGAAAGUAGACGUGUCUCGAAUGCGUGAAAGGCUUGAUGGUGGCUGUAUUGUUAUAAUGAGCAACCUGGGCUAUUCCAGCACUGGGGAAGUUUUAAAUUGCAACACUUAUGAAGUUGCAACAGCUUGUGCAUUAGCUAUUGAAGCCGACAAACUUAUCUGCAUUAUAGAUGGUCCAAUUCUGGAUAAAAGUGGCCGUCUCAUUCGCUUCUUGACUCUUCAAGAGGCAGACAUGUUGAUUCGUGAACGUGCUAAACAGAGUGAGAUAGCUGCUAGCUACGUGAAAGCUGUUGCCAAAGACGAUCUAGCUUCUCUUGGUCGUAGUGGUUAUAGCACUUCUCUACAAAAUGGCAAUACUCUGAAGGGAAAGCAUACUGGAAUGUUUCAUAAUGGUGUUGGUUUUGACAAUGGGAAUGGACUAUGGUCAGGUGAACAGGGUUUUGCUAUUGGAGGUCAUGAGCGGCAAAGUCGACUAAAUGGUUACCUUUCAGAAUUGGCCGCUGCAGCUUUUGUUUGUAGGGGAGGCGUCCAAAGAGUGCAUUUAUUAGAUGGCACCAAAGAGGGAGUUUUGUUGUUGGAAUUAUUUAAAAGAGAUGGAAUGGGGACAAUGGUGGCUAGUGACCUUUAUGAAGGAACUCGGACAGCUAGGGUGACAGAUUUAUCUGGAAUAAGAGAGAUUAUACAACCUUUAGAAGCAUCUGGCAUAUUAGUCCGCAGGACUGAUGAAGAGCUACUUGAAGCAUUGUGUAAUUUUGUUGUUGUGGAAAGAGAAGGCCAAAUCAUUGCUUGUGCUGCUCUUUUUCCUUUCUUAGAGGAGAAAUGUGGAGAGGUUGCUGCUAUUGCUGUUUCUUCGGAUUGCCGAGGACAAGGGCAAGGAGAUAAAUUACUUGAUUAUAUCGAAAAGAAAGCGUCUGCUCUUGGAUUGGAGAGGCUUUUCUUGCUUACAACUCGAACUGCAGAUUGGUUUGUGAGGCGGGGGUUCUCAGAAUGUUCCAUUGAAUUGAUACCAGAGGAGCGAAGGAGAAAGAUAAACCUGUCUCGUAAUUCUAAGUACUAUAUAAAGAAGCUGUUACCUGAUACUAGUGGAAUUUCCGUUAACAGAGCAUUCAUUUGAGCAACCAACAGCAGAACCGGUAGUGGCAAAUUUGUCAUUUCAGGGAUUUUUGAAAGCUGCCUAUUAAGAAGAUAUAAACGUAGUUAUUUUGGAAUUGUAUAUGCAUUGCCAAUCAUAAAGUAGAUAUUCCAUGUUUCAUGAUUUGAUGAAUUUUCUCUUUUGUGCAACGAGUUUUGUAUCUCAAACGCUCCAUGUUUACGUUACC
Messenger RNA from Ziziphus jujuba (common jujube), 2349 nucleotides. RefSeq names its product probable amino-acid acetyltransferase NAGS2, chloroplastic. The transcript has 10 exons. Gene Ontology annotation, cellular component: cytoplasm. NCBI's taxonomy places the organism in Eukaryota, Viridiplantae, Streptophyta, Magnoliopsida, Rosales, Rhamnaceae. Gene Ontology annotation, molecular function: L-glutamate N-acetyltransferase activity, acting on acetyl-CoA as donor. Gene Ontology annotation, biological process: L-arginine biosynthetic process. The record is from RefSeq and is a predicted model, not a curated record. The coding region runs from base 330 to 2144 and encodes 604 amino acids.